AUGGCAACUCAGCAAACCGCCAAGACGCAAUAUGUCAAGUCACCCAACGGCACGACAUUUGCAUAUCGCCAGAUCGGUAAUGCAUCUGACAUCCCCCUCGUGCUAUUGACGCACUUCCGCGGCACCAUGGACAAAUGGGAUCCUCUUAUUGUCAACACCCUCGCCAAGAACCGUCGCAUCAUCACGGUUGAUUAUGCUGGUGUUGGUCUCAGCACCGGUGACGUCGCUACUUCAAUCCGACAGUCCGCCGCUGAUAUAUCACAAUUCGUCGAACUGAUAGGCGAAAAAGAGAUUGAUCUUCUUGGUUUCAGCAUUGGAGGCUAUGUUGCUCAGAUGGUAGCCCUCAACGCGGAUCCCAGCAAAGUCAAAGUCCGCAAGUUGAUCCUUGCGGGAACAGGCACCAGCUACGGACCUGAACUUGUUUAUUCUCAGAACAAAGAUGUUGGCUCUGUCGCGGGUGUCAAAGAUGUAGAUAUUAAUGUCUUCAAGACACUCUUCUUUCCCAAGAAUGCUGAGGGCGAUGCUGCUGCUGAGGCUUGGUGGUCGAGAAUUCAUAAGCGAAGUGCAGAGACGAGUGGUGAAAAGGCUUCUCUCUGGCUAAGCAGUAGGUACAAGGAUGGUGGCAAGGGACUGAUAGGGCAGGUCACACAGGGCCAUGAUUUUACAGAGAGUGCUGAGAAGAGCAAGGGAGAGGAUGGCGCUUAUGAAAGGCUGUCUAAUCUCAAAAUCCCAGUAUUGAUCGCCAAUGGAAGCAACGAUUACAUGAUCCCCACGCCAAACAGCUACCUCAUCUACCAGAAGGUUCCGAAUGGGCAGCUCAUUCUUUAUCCCAACAGCGGCCACGGCUUUCUGUUCCAGUACGCUCCGACCUUUGUCAAACAUGUCGAGACAUUCCUUGAGGACUGGUAA
Molecule: messenger RNA, 909 nt
Organism: Fusarium tjaetaba
Lineage: Eukaryota; Fungi; Ascomycota; Sordariomycetes; Hypocreales; Nectriaceae
Product: nadph2 dehydrogenase
Exons: 2
Coding region: 1-909 (302 amino acids)
Source: RefSeq, a predicted model, not a curated record